CAUAUUUCACACAUUCCCACAAACCGCGUCCCUUUCAUCCGGGCCCACCCACUUAUAUAUAUUCUGUCUAUUUACCAUUUCGCCCCCCACGAAAUUCCAUUUAUCCUCCUCACGUUCCCUUCCCUUUUCCUUCACUCGCAGUUGUGGAAUAUUCUUACUUAGCUUAAGCAGUUCAGCUCAUUUCUCUCUCUCACACAAAAACACACACACACACACACACACAGAAAAAAGAAGAAGAAACUUCAUUAGUUGUACUGAUAGUAGAUUCCGAUGGUCUCGAUGAGUAGCUGGAUCUUAUCCAUGAAGGUUAUUCUGAUUUCAGCCGGAGUUUUAUCCCUAGCUACCGUGCUGAAAUUUUCUGUUCCUGUCGCGGUGAGUGGUGCUCCGGCGGCGUGGUCCUUUCUUCUAUCCUGGCUCAAGCCUCCUUAUUUGUACUUAAUCAUCAACGGAAUCAUCCUCACCAUCGCCGUGACCUCGCGCUUCCACCACCACGGCCAGCCGGCGGAACCGUCGUCCCCGUCGGCAGCCGUUCGAUCUCACCACUUGAUUUCGGUCAAGACGCCUCCUCCGUCGAUUUACGUGUCGUCGUUCUCAGUUCAGUCGGAUAUCAGCACUGCUGCUGAGGAUCCGUCUCCGGCGCCGGCGCCGGCGGAGGCUGUGGUGCCGGAGGUGGAAGAUGAUACUGAAGUUGUAGAAUUGAAACCUGUGAUCGUGAAUGGUUCAAUGGUCGAUAUCGAAACAGAUGAAGAAAUAGUCGCUUCGAACGAAGGCGAAGACGUAUUUAUCGAGUCGACGUUCGCCUACAACACCACCCUGCCGGAGGAGAUAAUUUCUCCAGAGGUUCAAUUGCAGUUUCCGUUGCCGGCGAGGGAGAAACCUCUGGUUUCCUCUAGAUUCGGUCACCGGAAACCUAACAGAAGCAAUCCAGAAGGUGUGAGGGCACUGCGGGUGGCGAGGCCGAAGAGGCAGGAGACGCUGGAGAGCACAUGGAAGAUGAUAACGGAGGGGCGUCACGUGCCUAUCACGAGGCACCUGAAGAAAUCCGACACGUGGGAGCACCACGCGGACCCCACCACAGUCGACCACGUGCUCAAAUCGGAGACGUUCAAGGACCGGAGCAACUACGAGGCGCCGGCGCCGGCGAAGACGAUUAGAAAGGAAGCGUCACUGAGUCAGGACGAGUUGAACCGGCGAGUGGAAGCGUUCAUCAACAAGUUCAACGAGGAGAUGAGGAUGCAGAGGCAAGAAUCAUUGAACCAGUACAAGGAGAUGAUGAACGGUGGGGCUUAGAUAUUCAUUAUAUUUCAUAUUUAUUCAUUAUUUUUUCUGAUUACAAUUAAAAUUAAAGGAUUAUGACCAAAAAAAAAAAUUUGUUUUUAUUAAUUUUGAUUUUUGGGUUUUGAUAUAAAAAGCUGGUUAAGUUAGUUGAUUGGGAAAACGAUACAGUCAGACUAACAGAAUAUUUAGGUAGUGUCUGUUGUAAGGUGAUAAUUACAAGUGAUUGUUCUUUUGUUUUGUUUUUGGUAGGUGUGUAUAUGAAUGAAUUAUUUGUAAGUA
Messenger RNA from Erythranthe guttata (spotted monkey flower), 1557 nucleotides. RefSeq lists its product as uncharacterized. NCBI's taxonomy places the organism in Eukaryota, Viridiplantae, Streptophyta, Magnoliopsida, Lamiales, Phrymaceae. The record is from RefSeq and is a predicted model, not a curated record.